Messenger RNA from Apis laboriosa (Himalayan honeybee), 3041 nucleotides. RefSeq names its product peroxidasin-like. The transcript is spliced from 8 exons. The record is from RefSeq and is a predicted model, not a curated record. Gene Ontology annotation, biological process: synapse organization. Lineage: Eukaryota; Metazoa; Arthropoda; Insecta; Hymenoptera; Apidae. Gene Ontology annotation, cellular component: neuron projection membrane. Bases 1505 to 2443 code for a protein of 312 amino acids.
UCUAUUUAUCUUUUAAUUUCGUGUCUCGCAUUUCCCUGGAAAUAAGACGCAAUAAAUUUCGAUAUAUUUUACAAUUUGGCGCUUCGAUACCAAGAUUAGUUUCAAAUUCCGCCACCGUGGCGUUCGAGUCAGUUUCUUUUUUGAAGCACAGUGACAGGUUUCGUGCGUAAAAUCGUUCCUUCGUAUUUUUAUAUUUCUGUUAGAAAGUUUAUAUUUUUCGUGCAUAUUUUGCUCCAAAAGAAUAACAAGACGAUCGAUCAACGUUCUGCUUCAUAUCAUAGGUAAAUUAUCUAUUUAUCUCUUAAUUUCGUGUCUCGCAUUUCCCUGGAAAUAAGACGCAAUAAAUUUCGAUAUAUUUUACAAUUUGGCGCUUCGAUACCAAGAUUAGUUUCAAAUUCCGCCACCGUGGCGUUCGAGUCAGUUUCUUUUUUGAAGCACAGUGACAGGUUUCGUGCGUAAAAUCGUUCCUUCGUAUUUUUAUAUUUCUGUUAGAAAGUUUAUAUUUUUCGUGCAUAUUUUGCUCCAAAAGAAUAACAAGACGAUCGAUCAACGUUCUGCUUCAUAUCAUAGGUAAAUUAUCUAUUUAUCUCUUAAUUUCGUGUCUCGCAUUUCCCUGGAAAUAAGACGCAAUAAAUUUCGAUAUAUUUUACAAUUUGGCGCUUCGAUACCAAGAUUAGUUUCAAAUUCCGCCACCGUGGCGUUCGAGUCAGUUUCUUUUUUGAAGCACAGUGACAGGUUUCGUGCGUAAAAUCGUUCCUUCGUAUUUUUAUAUUUCUGUUAGAAAGUUUAUAUUUUUCGUGCAUAUUUUGCUCCAAAAGAAUAACAAGACGAUCGAUCAACGUUCUGCUUCAUAUCAUAGGUAAAUUAUCUAUUUAUCUCUUAAUUUCGUGUCUCGCAUUUCCCUGGAAAUAAGACGCAAUAAAUUUCGAUAUAUUUUACAAUUUGGCGCUUCGAUACCAAGAUUAGUUUCAAAUUCCGCCACCGUGGCGUUCGAGUCAGUUUCUUUUUUGAAGCACAGUGACAGGUUUCGUGCGUAAAAUCGUUCCUUCGUAUUUUUAUAUUUCUGUUAGAAAGUUUAUAUUUUUCGUGCAUAUUUUGCUCCAAAAGAAUAACAAGACGAUCGAUCAACGUUCUGCUUCAUAUCAUAGGUAAAUUAUCUAUUUAUCUCUUAAUUUCGUGUCUCGCAUUUCCCUGGAAAUAAGACGCAAUAAAUUUCGAUAUAUUUUACAAUUUGGCGCUUCGAUACCAAGAUUAGUUUCAAAUUCCGCCACCGUGGCGUUCGAGUCAGUUUCUUUUUUGAAGCACAGUGACAGGUUUCGUGCGUAAAAUCGUUCCUUCGUAUUUUUAUAUUUCUGUUAGAAAGUUUAUAUUUUUCGUGCAUAUUUUGCUCCAAAAGAAUAACAAGACGAUCGAUCAACGUUCUGCUUCAUAUCAUAGAUCAGAAGGAGAACAGAGGCGCCACGUCUCAACUUUGGAAACAGAAAUGAGUUGAGAAUCGACUACGAUGUUGAGUCGUCUUUCGGCCGUGGUGGCCUCCAUUUUGGUUCACCAGCUACACGUUUUGUGUGCCGCCACCUCAUUAGGUGCUAAGCCGUUUCCUGGACUGGAAAACCUGCCUAGGUCGUUCUGGCAUGAGCUCAGUUCGCCUUUUACCGAGGUAUACGAGGUGGAAAGUUUUGCUACAGAAACGGGCGGCACUCCAGAACCGAGGCCCUUUUUCGAAGAUCCAGAGAGCAACAUUACCGUGCAACUCGGUGCUCAAGUAUACAUGCACUGUAGAGUACAAAACUUGCAGGAUACACUCAAGGUGUCCUGGGUGCGCAGACGUGGCGACGAGCUCCACUUGCUCACGAUCGGCCUCGACACGUACGCGAGCGACUCGAGGUUCUCGCUCGCCUUGGAGAAGCCGAAUGAUUGGCGGCUGCUUUUAAGUUCGGCGACCGAGCGAGACGGCGGUGUGUACGAGUGUCAAGUCAGUGCUCAUCCCCCAUUAAUCAGAACUGUCCAUCUGACGGUGUCAGUGCCGAAGGUGGAGAUCGUGGACGAGCACGGGGCAACGGCUGGUGACAAAUUUUACAAAGCUGGGAGCACGAUAGAAUUGAAGUGUGUGGUCAGCAAUAUACCGCAACCUACCGGAUACGUUACGUGGCGCCAUGGAUCCCGAACGUUGAAUUACGAUACUACUCGUGGAGGAAUCAGCGUGAAGACGGACAUGGGCGCCAGUGGCGCGAUAUCCAGGCUCUACAUUGCAAACGCGAAUAAAAAAGACAGCGGGAAUUACAGUUGCGCAUUGGCGGAUGUGGCGGCCGCCACCACGGUUUCCGUCCACGUAUUAAAUGGCGAGAAUCCAGCAGCCAUGCAACACGGUGGUUCAACAGAAGUGAGAGCGACAUCCCUCGUCCUCGUCGUCAUUUCGUUGCUGUUCUCGUCACUCUUGAGGUGACCGUGAUGUCUCGAUCAUUCUGUGGGCCUGCAAUUCGAAUGGUGCUAACUUCUUUCUUCCUCGUGGCGAAUUAAACGCGAGGGGAUGUCGAGGGAAUCGAAACGAUCCUCUCUCCUCGGGACGUCUCUUCGAAUUUCUCGCGUGGCGAGCUUCCCAAAGGGACGUGUGUGCAUGUUCACGCAAUUGUACAUCGCGCGAGACGAAUUAUAUCAAGAGACGAGGACAAUUUUUACAGCGUUACGGGAGAAGAAGGCAGUAACGAAUCAGCAACAAAAAUUUCUCGAUCGUAUACGUAUAUAAAAUAAACCACGAAGCAAAGAGAGACUUUUGUGAGACUGGAAUCACUGUUUUUUUUACGAAAGAUCUACUCCACUCUUGUUUCGUUCCAUACCCUCCCCUCUUUUUUUUUUAAACUAAAACGUGAAAUUUCCCCCAAAGACAACGAAGUUUCGCCCCUUUGUCGAGAAUAUUCCUGUUUACCAACGCUCAAGGUUUGCCAAUUUCGUGCGCAACACAUUCCAUGCGAAUAUUUUCGAGCGAUCCACUUUGAGCGAUAUCAAGAGAGAAAGCCGAUUUUUUUUCGGUCGAUUCGUAAAAG